UUGCUUAUGCUCCUCAACAGCAGUCCUCAAAACCCUCGCUUGAGGAUUUUCUCUUCCUGAUCGCUCCUCUCCCUCGCUCUCUAAAACUUCUUCUUCUCUCUCUCUCUCUCCGUCAUGGAAGACGACGAUGAGUUCGGAGAUCUCUACACUGACGUCUUACGGCCUUUCACGGCGUCGUUGCAAUCCGAACAGCCGCCACCUGUUGCGCACAGCCUGGGUGGAGGAGGUGGAGCAGCAGCAGAAGCAUCCAAGGCUACUGAAACGUCGGCGUUUCAAACCCCCCGGAUCGAUCCCAAAGUCGAUGAAGAUGAUAGGGGGAUCAUAUUCGGAGCUCAGAAAUCGAAUUGUGACCCGAAUUUGAGUUCCGGUUCUUCUGUUAAUGUUCAAGAGAAAACCCUAGCUACUCAACCCGAAGAGAAACAGCCCAGGCCCAACAGCUCGGAUUUUAAUCUGAGUUUGAAUCCACAAUCAGGACAGUCUGGGGGUUCGAUUGGGGUUGGGGUUGGUGCAAACGAAUCGGAUUUGGGAGCCAGGGUUUUUGAGAAAAGUGAUGUAAAAUCACGGGAUUGGGCUUUUGGGGACUCGACUUUCACGGAUGAAGCUAACAUUGAUGUUGUAGUGGAAGAGAGGGAUGAUAAAGACGAUGAUUUGGUGCAAAAAGAUGAAAAUAUUGAUAAGCCUAUGGGUAGAAGUGAAAAUUGUGGGAGUUCUGUGGUUGAAGCAGGAGGUUCAGAGCACAUGAUUCCGGGGCUGUCAAUUCCAGGUGUUUCAGGAGUCCCAGAGACUUGUGGUGACAAGGCUUUAGAUGACGAAUGGGAUAGUGACAGUGACGAUGAUGAUUUGCGCAUUGUGUUGAAUGACAACAAUCAUGGACCUAUGGGAAUGGACAGAAUGGGAGGUGAUGGUGAUGAUGACGACGAUGAUGGGGACCGUUUGGUUAUUGUAGCUAACAGUGAUGAUCCCAGUCAUCAACCAAUGGCUGAGGAGCAAGAAUGGGGUGAAGAGCUGGGAAAUUCUGCUGAUGGGGAGAGGAAGGAGGAUGCAGCAAAAGUGAAUGUUGGACCAGGAUAUGCGCCAAAGAUUGGGUACAGCAAUCAUGGGUACCACCAUCCAUAUCAUUCACAGUUUAAGUAUGUGAGACCUGGUGCUGCACCAAUUCCUGGAGCUCCUCCUGUUGGUCCUGGAGGAACGCCUGGUCAAGUUCACCCACCAGUCAAUACCAGCCUUGUUGCUGGACGUGGAAGAGGAGAUUGGCGACCACCAGGUAUGAAAGGUGCUUUAACAAUGCAGAAAGGUUUUCCGGGGUAUAGUGCCUGGGGAAGCAAUCCAUCAGGGCGUGGAAUUGGGUUGGACUUCACCCUUCCAUCACACAAGACCAUAUUUGAAGUUGAUAUUGACAGUUUUGAGGAAAAACCUUGGAGACUCCAAGGCAUUGACAUGUCAGAUUUUUUCAACUUUGGCUUGAAUGAAGAAAGUUGGAAAGAUUAUUGCAAACAGCUGGAACAACUUCGGCUUGAGUCAACUAUGCAGGGAAAAAUUCGAGUUUAUGAAAGUGGGAGGACAGAACAGGAGUAUGAUCCAGAUCUUCCACCUGAGCUUGCUGCAGCAGCCGGUAUUCAAGAUAUUCCAUCUGAAAAUGCAAAUCUUGGGAAGACUGAAGCUGGUCAAAAUGACUUAGCAAGAGGAUCUAUGCGUAGCAGGCCACCAUUGCCCAGUGGAAGGCCAAUACAAGUGGAAAGUGGUUCUGGUGAUCGCCUCCCAUCCAUAGAUACACGACCACCAAGAGUUCGUGAUUCUGAUGCUAUUAUUGAGAUAGUCUGUCAAGGCAGUGCUGAUGAUGACAACAAUUUGGAACAAGGAAAUCAACCAUCAAGAGAGGGUAUAAGAGGAGGUGAUGAAAUUGGAGUUCUCCAGCAAGAAGAUACUCAUGUGGAUGGUUUCCAGCAUGCUUAUAAUGGUUGGAAGAGAGAAUUUGGUAGCAGAAGAGCAGACUUUAAUUCUGGACCUUAUGACAAGAGUCGAAGUGAUCGAGUUGUGAUUCUUCCUUCAGAAGAACCUGAUUCAUAUCAUCCUGAUUCCAGGGGACAGACAUCUGUGUACCCUGGCAGGAAGCAUGCUGUUGCACAUGACUCGAAUAGGGAAAAGGGAAGAGCACGCUGCAGAUCCUCUGAUAUUGGUGCCAGUGAAAGUCCAAAGGAUAAACAGAUAGAUGCUGAUAAUCAGAGGGAAGAUUCACUUAGUGUUGGUGAUAGGCGAAGUCCUCUUUCAUCAUCUCCUGUAUCAAAUAGAUCAGUGCAGGAGUCGGGUGUUGAAAAUAAUGAUAAUCUGCAUGAUGAGUUAGUUCCAGCGCAGAAAAAUUCUGGAAUGGAGAGGGGUAAAAUCUCUGUCGAUGAAAGAACCAAUUGUGAGAAAAUGAAGGAUGACAGUGUAAUUAAUACUGCUAAAAAACAUAAGCUCAGUUCACAACUUGAGGAGCCAUCUCCUCAAGAAACUGAUGGUGGAGAAGAUUCAAAGGCAGCAAGAAGUAGUGAAAACAGCAAAACAAGGUCCGGAAGCAGCAAAGACUAUCAUAAAUUACAUGAUGGUCUUGAGGAAGAAGUUCAAGAUGAACGUUUUGCACAUGUGGAUGAUACGAGGCAAACAGGUGGAGAAGAGGAUCGAUUACGAAGAAAAGGCCGUGAUGAGAAAGAAACAGAGAAACACCGAAUGAUAGUGAAAGGGAGGGAAGAUUCUUAUUUGCGCAAAGGAUAUGAUUCUAGCUCAGCCCAUCAUUCACACACUAAAACAUCCAUUGCAGACAGGCGUAAAGAACGUGAUUACUCUGAUGUGGCCUGGCAACACAGGGAUGACGAUUUGCAUGGGAGAAGGUCUAAAGUGGAAGACUCGCGAAAGAGAGAGCAUGGGGAUGAAAUUGAAUCCAAGCACCGGAACAAGAUUCGAGAUAUUGAUAGGAGUGAAAGAGAAGGACGCCAUCCAUUAAGGAAGCAACUUGACAAUGGCAGUUUGAGGCCAGAUCAUGACAAAGAUGCAGGAUCACGGCACAGGGAAAGGGAUGAUUUGAAGAAUCGAUAUGAUAAUAUAGAUGAUCGUCACAGCAAAAGAAGGAAGGAAGAUACAAAAUUAAGUAGGGAACAUGUGGAUAGGGAAGAAACUUUGCAUUCCCGUGGAGAUGGCACCCUACGCCGUAAGAGAGAGAGAGAUGACAUUUCAGAUCAACGGAAGCGAGAUGAUCAAAGAUUAAGAGAUGAUGAUCAGCACUAUGCCAGGUACAAAGAUGAGCCAUUGUUUCAGAGUGAGCGGGGUGAGAGGCAUAGGGAGCGUGAUGAAUGGUAUAGGCCUAAGCAAUCCCAUGAUGAAAUACUGUCAAAGAGGGACAGGGAUGAAGGGCGUGGUGGAUUGCGGGUGGGUCGAGCUGCUGAAGAGAAAUCAUGGGCUGGCCUUUCUAGGGGGAAAGAUGAGUACAAAGGUUCUGACAGAGAAUACCAUUCAAAGGAUGCAGGGAGGCAUGUUGAGCAUCUCAAACGAAGGGAACGAGAUGAAAAUGGAAGUCCUUCACGACAUAGGAGCCGUGAAGAUGGAUAUGGACGGGGGCACCAACCUAGUACUGAUGAGAGGAGAGCUAGGAAUGAAAGGGUAAGCACUCGUCAAGAUCAUGCUGCAUAUGAGUCAGAUAGUUCCAAGGUUCAUGAAAAGAAACGUAAAGAGAAUUCAACAAGAGAUAAAGUACCUGAAGCUGGUGAUAAGAACUCCUUUCUUCCUUCAAACCUAAAUGAAGAUGAUCGCAGUGGAAAUGCUAGUGAGACGGUGAGCUUGAAGCGUAAAAUUGAAAAAGGAAGUGAUGAGAAUGUGCGUCAAUCUUCCAAAAAACAUAGGGAAGACGCUUCUGAUGAUGAUGAGCAGCCAGACUCGAGGAGAGGACGUUCCAAAUUGGAAAGAUGGACAAGCCACAAGGAAAGAGAUUUUAGUGUCAACAUGAAGUCAUCUACUUCCUUAAAGAUAAAAGAGAAUGAUGCAUACAACAGCACUGGACCUUCCUCUGAUAGACAACAUCCUAAUGAACAUUCUAAGAAGGUGGAAGACAACCAGCAAUUGCAACAGAAUGAUAAAACUAGUGUUCCUGAGAUUAAUAAUGUUGAUGUGAAACGAAUGGAGGAUAAACACUUGGAGACUGUUGAGAAGUUGAAGAAGCGAAGUGAGCGAUUCAAGCUUCCCAUGCCUGGAGAAAAAGAAGCAACGACGACCAAGAAGAUGGAAAAUGAAACUUUUCCUUCUGGGCAAGCAGAGGCCCGUCCAGAUUCAGAGGUCAAGCCAGAGCGUCCACCACGGAGGAGGAGGUGGACCAGUAGCUAGAGUUGCAGACCAAUUACUGUUUUAAUGGGGUGCUGUGAUUGCUACUUUUUUUGAGCCAAACUCUGCUUGCAUUUAUUUCUCCCAUGCGGAUGCUAUUGAGAGCCUUGGACAGCUGCUGUUUCCAAAUGCCCUCAUUCAGGAUUUGGGGUUAUUUUGUACCUCCAAAAAAGGCUUUCCCGUUCUAUAGCCAUGUUUUAUUUGAUUUGAAUUUUACUUUGUUCAGAAAAGGAUUCAGAUAUACUAUAAAUGUAACAUUAUACCAGCCUGGUGACAAGGCUCACAGAAUUUGUACUCCUUUGAGUUUUACUUAGACAUCAAUUUAUACUGUUACACGAGUAGAUGUUGUUUCAGUUA
Messenger RNA from Ipomoea triloba (trilobed morning glory), 4704 nucleotides. RefSeq names its product FIP1[V]-like protein. Bases 115 to 4350 code for a protein of 1411 amino acids. The record is from RefSeq and is a predicted model, not a curated record. Gene Ontology annotation, biological process: mRNA processing. NCBI's taxonomy places the organism in Eukaryota, Viridiplantae, Streptophyta, Magnoliopsida, Solanales, Convolvulaceae. The transcript is spliced from 9 exons.